UUCAUCUUCAGCAUGAUUCAAUACUCGCUGGACUUGUGUCUUCAAUGAUCAUCUUCUGAAAUCCUGGUCUAGUAUUACUCUUUCGUCCCAUCGGUACUAGCAUGAAAAUCAUGACAACUUUGAACAACUUAAGUUUACGCACUUUCGGUAUCGGUUGUAUUCGUAUUCUUGUUAAAGAUCUCGCUCGGUUGGUCGCUGAUGGGACACCUCUGCAAUGCAUCAUGUCGCUCAGAAGCAGAAUCAGAAGCAUCUUCCGUCGGUUCGCUUUUGUUGUUAACGGCAGGAUGCAAGAUUUUACUCCUAGUAGUAACUCGACUACAAAGAGCACACCUGGCAUUUGUAACGAAAUGUCGUCGGCCGACACUGAUGUUGCCAGCGCAACAAAAGGCGGAUCUACACCGACCUGUUACGGCGCCAGCACUUCUAGUGGUACGUCAGCGCGGCCACCUGCCGCAAGUUUCGCAGUUCUGAAGAACUCGCUCGUUUACCGGCGCGCUCGGGAAGAGGAUAUUCCGCUUAUUUUCGAAAAACUCUGGGACCCGCAUCAUCACCUGUGGUUCAUGGUGUCCGUGACGACCAAAAUGGUCCUGCGCUCCUACAUUCUGCCUCUCUUUUACGCGAUCGCGGUCGCGAAGAAAAUUUGGACAGAAUUUUUACAAAAUGCAGAAUUCCAGUCGUUGCUGGUGGUCGUAGAAAACGACAAAAUAGUCUCUCCUGAUGAACAGGCUCCUCUACAACAGGACCGUGGCGCGGCGGCUUUAGUGUUCUUCUUCCCCCAAAACACAAAACUUAUCCUGACUUCCUGUUUUGUGCCGGUUGCGUGCGACUUUUUCCUGUUCCUACUCGGCUUGCAUUGUUUUCACUACGCGUGCGUCUACUGCAUCUACCACGUAGCCGUGCGGCCGAAGUUGCAAACGAGCGUGCGAGACGGCGUGGUAGUGCUGUGCGAACGGAUUUUUCUCGGGGAAGAAGACCCUUGUGCUGGUUCAUCAUCUAGUACAGCUACUUCUGCAGCAUUGGGAAAUCGGGUCCAGGAUGUUCAUUCGGAAAGGCACCAUGAAGACACGCAACGGGAUUCGGUCGUUGAGCCGCUGCGAAAAGCCAAUGCUGUGCAUGUUCUUGGGGGACAAAAUAGAGCUGAAUCUUCAAACGAGCACCCGAACAAGGAGAAAGGAAAUCCACCCACCGAGCUGGUCGGCGUUUUGCGGGCGAUAAAGAGUUCUUCACAAAAUAAAUCGCGUCUCGGGGUGGACAAAGGAAGGAGGGGAACAACGGCGACAGAAGAUGGCCGCGCUUGCGUCCGUUCUGCUUCUCGGGAAGGUGAAGGUGUAAGAGAAGGAGUUCGUUGGAACACCCCGAGAGCCUCGUGGUCCCUGUGGGACUGCGUGGUUCUACCCAAGCUCCGGGGUAGAGAGGUCGGUCACGGGCUGGUGCGCUGCAUGGACCGGGAGGCGGUGAAGGAACAGGUCGAACUGUUUACCUGCACCGUCCUGAGCCCACCCGCGAAGCGGCUGUGCCUCAAGAUGGGGUUCCUGCGGCAGAACAAGAAAUUUUCACAUGACAGCACGAUAAUGGUACCAAGAAAGACUGCAGGUGCGGCAACCUUUAGCUCCAGUAAAAAGAAUAGUUGUUGUACCUCACGACUUUAUAAUUUCGACAUUCAAAAACAAAAGCUCUGGAUGAACGUGAAACACCUGAAAGAGACGUCGAAUUUCAGAAAGCUGCUGCAGACUGUAGCACAUGUUCAACCCAGGCUGGCGGGGGUUCGGCUGCUUUCCUUCCACGACAUCUUUCUCGGGGGCCAGAAUAUUGUGCUAGAGGUGGUCGGCAGGUUGCAGAAUAGGAUUUUGCAAGCUCUGGAUGAUUUCGUUCCUUGGGAAAUGUGCCGUCCCGUUGGUGGUAGUGCCAGUGCUUGAAAAAUGACUCGUAAUCUUCUCAUGAAUGUGUUGCCUGAAGAAAUAGAAAUAGAAAACGUAAAAAAAUACAUUGCAAGAGCAGCAUGUGGGCGGAAAGAAUUCCAAAGAGGGGAAUAACACAGAACCGCCUAAUAUGAUUUUCAGCUAAUUGCGAAUAUUAUUAUUGUAUUGAUGUUCACGCAGCAAUAAAGAGCUGAGCCUCGCUCUUUUAUUUCCGAGAUGAAGAAGAUCUUCCACUAGUACACCUAAUUUGUCUUCGUGAUGCC
Molecule: messenger RNA, 2182 nt
Organism: Amoebophrya sp. A120
Lineage: Eukaryota; Dinophyceae; Syndiniales; Amoebophryaceae
Source: the annotation of a GenBank genome assembly